Messenger RNA from Biomphalaria glabrata, 3738 nucleotides. RefSeq names its product cytosolic iron-sulfur assembly component 3-like. Gene Ontology annotation, cellular component: cytosolic [4Fe-4S] assembly targeting complex. The record is from RefSeq and is a predicted model, not a curated record. Gene Ontology annotation, biological process: iron-sulfur cluster assembly. Lineage: Eukaryota; Metazoa; Mollusca; Gastropoda; Planorbidae. Bases 1235 to 2674 code for a protein of 479 amino acids. The transcript is spliced from 9 exons. Gene Ontology annotation, molecular function: 4 iron, 4 sulfur cluster binding.
AGAUAUACUAUCAUGAUUUAUGAUCAGUAUGAUCUAGAUCUAGUCAAUCUAGAUCUAGUUUAUAGUAGUUUAAAUUAGUAGUUAUCUUCUAGAUCUAGUAGUAGUACUAGUUACUAGAUCUAGUAGAUCUCUAGUCAGAUCUAGAGAUAGAUAUAUCUAGUCACUAGUCAAUCUAGAUAGAGACAGAUAUAGUGAUAUAGUCAGUUACAGACAGUAUAUAAUAGUUAUAGUUACUGAAUAUAGGGCCUUCUAUUCUACUUUUACUGUACUUUUUAGGGUGGAGGCCUUAGACUUAGAGUAUAUAUGGUAUAUAUACCAUAUAUAUAUAUAGAGUAUAAUGGUAUAGUCUAUAGUCUACUAGAUUUUAUUUCUAGAAUUCUAGAUCUAAUAGAGAUCUACUUAGAUUCUGGAAUCUCUCUCUUAGUUUUAGUUUUAUAAAUCUAGAUUGUGAAGUAGAUGGGGCUUAGAGUAUAGUGUAAUAUGGUCUAUAUAGUAUUUAAGCUGCUAUAUAAAAUUAAACUAUUCAUAGUUUUACAAUCAAAUUCACUUCUAGCUUUAUGAUUCAGAGCUAGAUUUUUAUAGAUUUAAAGACACCUAUUGUUAAUAAAAACAAUCAAUGCAAGAGAUUUCCACUGAAAUAGGAAACUGAUAAUGAUAAUGUGUUAUACAUUGCAAUUUGUUUAAUUUUAGAGAUUUUAAUUAAUUCCUAAUGUUGACUAAUACAAGCAAUAUUUAUAGAGAGAGUAGUGCAAAUAGGCUUAUUGGUUUACAAGUACUUUUUUUUACUCUUUAAUCAGUUACUUUUGAAUUCGCUAAUUUGAAAAGGAAAAAAAAAUUGUAUACAUGUAUAUGGUAAUUCUUAUAUUUAUUACUAAAUAUAGAUAUAGUUCGCAUUUUUCCGCUCCUGAAAUCGAAUAUUUUCUCCUGGAAAACUCCUGGAAAUCUCCUGAAAUCCUAAUCUCAGAAUGGUGGGGGAACCCUGAAUAUAGGUUAGGGCUUAGGGGUACAAAUAUAAGAAUGGCUGCCUGGUCAUGCGGUUUGCGCGCUGGACUGUUGUUCGGAUUUAUCGACGGUCGAGGGUUCAAACCCUGCCCGCUCCCGUUGUCCUGCGGGAGGUUUGGACUAGAAAGUAAACUAUCUUCAACUCUGAAGGAACAUCCGAAACAUAAUCUACAUAGAUCUAUACAGCUAGAUCUAGAAAAUAGAGUUUUGGAGUGGAUAGAGAUCUCUAAAGAUGUCACAAUUUAGUGGUGCAUUACAGCUAACUGAUCUUGACGACUUUAUAACACCAUCACAGGAAUGCAUCAAGCCUGUUGAAAUUAAAAGAAAGCCUGGUAAAGUUGGAAAAUUGCGUGUUGAAGAUGAUGGUAGUUACACAGAGAUAUCUCAUGAGGGUGAAGAGACUCAUUUAGAAAAAGCAAAAAUUACAUUAAAUGACUGUCUUGCAUGUAGUGGCUGUAUUACAUCAGCAGAAAGUGUUCUUAUCGCACAACAGAGUCAAGAUGAAUUAUACAGAGUUCUUAAGGAGAAUAUCUUACUUAAACAGACAGGGCAGUCCAGUCAAGAGAAGCUUGUUGUUCUCUCCAUCUCACCUCAAGCAAGAGCUUCUGUGGCUGCCAAAUUUAAACUUUCAGCACAAGCUGCAGCUAGAAAACUAACAUCAUUUUUCAAAAGUCUUGGAGUACAUUAUGUGUUUGAUGCAGCAUUUGCUAACAAUUUUAGCCUGAUUGAAAGCUGUCUAGAGUUUGAGAAACGUUAUAAAGCAUCAGAGACUACAAAAGAUUCCUUACCAAUGCUGGCUUCUGCAUGUCCAGGCUGGAUCUGUUAUGCAGAGAAAACCCAUGGUUCCUACAUCCUCCCAUUCAUCAGUUCUAUUAAAUCUCCACAACAAAUUAUGGGAUCAUUGGUCAAAGACUAUUUUGCAGAACAGUGGAAAAGAACUCCAGACUCAAUCUACCAUGUUGCUGUCAUGCCUUGUUUUGACAAAAAAUUAGAAGCUUCCAGGGCUGAUUUUUUUAAUGAAAUUUAUCAGACUCGAGAUGUUGACUGUGUAAUUACUUCAGGAGAAGUUGAAAAAAUGUUACUGCAAGAAAAUAUCAAUUUAAAUGACAUGGAGGAACAUAGACUUGAUGCUUUAUAUUCUAAUGAUGUUGAAGACCAACUCACUAACCAUCAAGGAAAUAGUGCUGGUGGAUACUUGGAACACAUUGCAAAAUUUGCUGCUGUACACAUACUUGAGACAAAUAUAGAGAAAUUGACUUACACAGUUUUACGGAAUCAAGACUUUCAAGAGGUUACUGUUGAAAUUUCAGGAAAACCACCACUUAAAUUUGCAUUAGCUUAUGGCUUUAGAAACAUUCAAAAUAUUGUUCAAAAACUAAAGCGUGGCAAAUGUCAAUAUCAUUUUGUUGAAAUAAUGGCAUGUCCCUCUGCAUGCAACAAUGGUGGUGGACAAAUACGCUCUGAGCCUAAUGAGACUCAAAAAAAUCGACUUCAAGCAGUUGAGAAAAUCUAUUCAAGUGUUGAUGUUGUUGAUCCUUUUGACUUGAAGCCAGUCAAAGAGUUGUAUGAGAAGUGGCUGGGAGGCAAGGGCUCACAGAAAGCUUAUGCAAUGCUUCACACUCAGUAUCAUGCUGUGGAAAAAUCAAAUAAUGCCAUCAAUAUUAAAUGGUAAUGAUGGCUAAGUUAAACAUUUUUCAAUUAAGGAAUUAUUCAGAAGCAUGAAAGGUGUAUUUUAUCUCUGAGCACUUUAAGUACGUCCAUUGUAUGUCAACACAAAACAGAAUUAACCAAAUAUAAAUUCAUAUAUUUAUUCAUUUAUUCUCCUACAUAAAGACAAUGAAAAAAGCUCAUGUUUUAAGAUGCCUUGAAGCUACCAUUAACAAUUUACUGGUGUUCUAAGUUUAAAAGUAUGCAUUAAGAAUUUUAAUAACAUAUUGUAAUGUUUUCAUUUUCUUCUCCUGAUAUUUUUGUAUGAGUUGAGGUGAAUAUUUGCAUGGUCCAAAUAAACAAUAACACUUAAAUGGACAUUUUCUUUAUCAAAACAUUGAAUAGCUGUGUAUGGCUGGGAUUGUCUGAAAGGCAUUUUAUGUUCCAUAGAUUAAAAAAAUGAAUGUAUUUAUAAAUAUUAAUAUAUUUUAAAUAAAGGAGCCAAAUAAUUGUCAGAGUGUGUAUGUAGGCCUAUGUAUGUUUAUAAAAUUAUAUUUGUUUAUAAUAGGCAGUUUAGAAAGAGGAAGGCAAUGGAAAGGUAUUUUAUGUGAGUGAGUAGAAAGGUUUGUGAGUGUGUAUAAAAUACAGCUAUAAAUGGGCAGUUGUAGGAUCAUUAAGAUGUAAUCUGUUCUAAUUAAAUCAUAGGCUGCCCAAUAUGGUAUUAAGGCUUGUCCUUCCAAAGAUAAGAGUACAUUAUUAUUUUAUUUCACAUCACUUUGUGUCAUGUAAUAUACAACCAAGGUUUCAUGGUUUGAAUAAAUGUUUACAACAAAUUCAGUUAUAAAAGAUUGCAUACUACUGAAAACAGACAAUGGAUUUUCCAUAGAACCUAGAUUAAAAAUAGAUUUGUUUCUCAGAAAUGAAUACCUGUAUAAGAAAGGUUAUUCAUACAAGGAGAAUACAAUAAUUGGGGGUCUUUGAGUUGAUGAAAAUGUUUACUAUGUCUACUUUUGUGAAUCUACUAUUGAAAUUAUGUUGCUUUUAGUGUGAUUUCAAGAUGAGGAUUAAAAAUGUCUAUUUUGCAAAGAG